AUGUCUCCGCGUACCUCUGAAAGGAUUCUUGCCUUAGGCGUGCGCCGCCUCCGAAUACGUUCAUCCUCAACUGCCUCUUCCUCUUGCAAUGGAGUAGUGGAAUUUUCGACAUGUGGUGGGGCUGGAGGUCCCUCAUACCGACCCCUCGCUGCCAUGGCAAUGAUAGCAAAUAUCCAGGCUGUCGCAUUUACUGAUUCCCGGCGGUCAGUUUUUCAAAACAAAAAGACACUCCCUUCACCUCAUGGGAGGAACAUCACACCCGAUGCCGCAGAAACAAAGGGCCGCGCUUUAUUUAGUGAUAGCAACUCGGAGUGCUUCCCCGCAGAUUUGGAUCCACCGAGUGCAUCACAAUUGGAUCGCAUUUUGCCCUCGCUCAAUCAGUUAAGGGAUGAAAUUCCUUCAUCAGAGUAUGUCGAAGAACUGGUCCGUCGCCAAGGGGUAAGCACAGAUCUUUGGAGCAACGGGGAGAAGAACAACUCUGCUGAUGACGAUGACGAAUAA
Molecule: messenger RNA, 501 nt
Organism: Trypanosoma brucei brucei TREU927
Lineage: Eukaryota; Euglenozoa; Kinetoplastea; Trypanosomatida; Trypanosomatidae
Exons: 1
Coding region: 1-501 (166 amino acids)
Source: RefSeq, a predicted model, not a curated record